Messenger RNA from Chelonia mydas (Green sea turtle), 2608 nucleotides. It is a transcript of the gene SLX4IP, whose product is annotated as SLX4 interacting protein. NCBI's taxonomy places the organism in Eukaryota, Metazoa, Chordata, Testudines, Cheloniidae. Bases 312 to 1667 code for a protein of 451 amino acids. The transcript is spliced from 10 exons. The record is from RefSeq and is a predicted model, not a curated record.
AUACCCGGAUGUCCGUGCGCGGUUGCCAUUCCAAGUGGAAUAAAGGCAUGGGGUUCUUUGGUCGCCAUUUUGGAUUGAGGCCAGGCGACGCCAUAUUGGGUUGGGGCAGAGAGGCUCCAUCGAGCGGCCAUUUUGGAUAGGGGCAGAGAAGCCGGUGGAGGCGAGCGAGAGCGACACGGGCGGUGUGGGGAGGGGCUGGAGCGGGCUCUGUUUGAACUGAUAAUCAUGGCAUCCAGCAAGUUUGUUAUUAAGACCUUCUUCUCCGUUUUCGUAAAUGAAGAAAUGCAAACGGGCUAUACUACCCACUCAAAAUGCUGGGUUCCCAGGGAUGGAAUUCUUUUCAUAAGGGCCAUUGUGGGAACUUUGCUGUCCUAGUGGAUUUUCAUAUUUUGCCUCAAGGCUCCAGUAGAGACUCCAGCUGGUUUUCAGAUCAUGAGAAGGAGGAACUGUGCUUGCUGCUAAAAGACACUAUUGAUUCAAGAGUCAAGCACUAUUUAGAAGCUCGUAAACACCGUGGCCAGUGGAAACACACGGAAUGCACACAAGCCAUUCCCUUGUUCCUAAAAGGUGGCAAUUUUCACAUUACAGCCUACUUCAUAAAGAGAUGGGUCAAUCUCCGUUGUGUGGUGGGGAAGCAGUAUCGCGAGCUGCGUGUAUUUCCAGACAAAUUUGUGGUUUGUGUCACUAGACUUGAAUCUAAUCCCAGUCUUUGGACAAGCGAAAAUGGAGCACUGAAAGAAAAGCUUUCUAGUGGGACCUCUGAAUAUUUUGCUGAAUCUACUGAAAACAAAAAGUGUAAAAUUCCUCCGACUCGACAGAUAAAGCAAGACAUCUUGCAAAAGAUUGUGAAAAGGACAGAAACAAGGAACAGUGACAUGAGCAAACCUCAAACCAGCAAGGACACAAUGCAAGUGUAUCUUGGCUCAGGGGACUCGGAGAUAGGGAGCAGGAAGAAGGAACAUCAAGCUCCUUCCGAUCCUCAGUCUGAAGUAAAAUGUAGGAGUAUAGGACAACCAAAGGAUUGCAUGAAUACAGCUGAGAGCAACUCGGAGCUUCCUGCCUUAGAACUGGAAAAUCAUGUUAAUCAGAGACAGCCAGAUGAUGCUAGCAGCCAGCAAACACUUCACUCCGCAGAGUGGUUAAAGAUGAGACUUCUAAGCAGUAACCCUCCAUGUAGCUGUGAGUCAGCACUGCCAGGUCCAAAAGAAAGUCAAAGAAUGACUAAAACACAGAAUCAACAAAAGAGUUGUGGUUCAGAGGAAGGGUUAGACCAUUGCAAGAAAGUAUCUUCUGAACAGGGUCAUUUAAUCCCCAGAGACGUAGAAAGGAAAAAGAGCAACUCUGAUUGUUUAGAACCAUCUUCGGAGGAGAAGUCCCUACUGAAUCCCAAGUUGUUUUCUAAGCAAGACUUGGCAAAAGCCAUGUCUGAUGAAGAGUCACUUACUUUGGGAAAAAUUCCCCCAAGACCUGUUUUCAUAAAAAAUAAUAUACCAGUAAUACAGACAAACCAAAAUGAGCCAGCCGCAACCACUGAAGAAUUAUCCCUAAUGCCGCUAUCCUCUUAUUUAAAAUUUAACUUCAAACCUUCAGAGAAACUUAUCCAAAAAAGAAAGAAAGAGGGAGAAGAUGGGCCCAGAAAGUUAAAACUACGGAGACUUAAGAAGUAAUGAUGUAUUAAAUAUUACCAAGGUGAAAUCAGUUGUGCAACCAAACUUGUAUUCAAUGGACCGACAUAUAUGGUGAAUUUUUAGGAAGCAGUUCUGAAUAAAGAGAAGUGAUCAAAAUACUGAAUGUUAAACAUAGUGUCCAUGUUGCUAAACUUUCUAACAAUAAAAUGGUAAUAUUUAAAGCUAGACAUUCUAUAGGGUCGUGUUUUGAUACUACUAAUAAAUCAGCAUCUGGAGAUCUGAUGACAAAAAAUGCUAAAGUAACUUCCACUAUAGUCAGUUAACUGGUACAGAUUCUCCAUUUUUCUGCGGACUACUAAACUCACCAUUUUAUUCAUUGGUACAAGCUCAUCAUUUAGUCUUUUGGGGGAAAAAUACUUGGUUAAUUCAUUUGGUCUUUGGAACCUUGUCAAGCAAAUAAAUACUCACGAAAAAGUACCCUAGUAUAGGGCUCUCAUCUAAAAUAUUUUCAAGUAAGACUUUAGCCAGAUUAAAAACUGAUAUGUGCAACAGUCAUUUAGGGCCUGGUUUUUCAGCAGGGACUCAACAUAAAUACACACACUUUUCUCGUGCUAGCUAUGCACACGGGUGGUAGAAUUUUCACAUGCAUACUUCAUUGAGAGAAAUGAAGUUUGUAUGUGCAAAGCACAUCACCUUCAGGUGCAGGAGUUAUUGUUGGGGUAAGUGCAUGCACACACAUUAAAAAUCAAACAUUAUCUGUACUUAAGGGCCACUUACUAAAGCUUCCUUUUUUGUAUUUGGGUUUAAGAUAAAUCUGUAGUAUUUGACUAUUAUCAAUAUGGCAUUGGAGUUAGUUCCUAAUGUCACAUCUUUUUUAAUAUUGCUUUUAUGACUUGUGUACUUCAUUUUGUGUACCAAUUAACUCAUUAUUUCAUAGUCUUCUUCCUAAAAUGGAUACAAUAAAAUGGCAAGAAAUUUCA